Messenger RNA from Trematomus bernacchii (emerald rockcod), 1931 nucleotides. RefSeq names its product leucine-rich repeat and transmembrane domain-containing protein 1 (gene lrtm1). Lineage: Eukaryota; Metazoa; Chordata; Actinopteri; Perciformes; Nototheniidae. Gene Ontology annotation, molecular function: protein binding. The transcript has 4 exons. The record is from RefSeq and is a predicted model, not a curated record. The coding region runs from base 625 to 1773 and encodes 382 amino acids.
AUCCAGAUCUAAUUUUGUCUUGUUCAGCUCUUGCCAGCGUAAUAGGAGGUAUCGUGGAGGUCUGCGUAGUGCGUACGUGUUUGCUGUAUGAUUCAAGAGGAACAACUGUCCACUGGGAGAUGACACGCCGCACAUUCCCCAGUGGAUUUGAUAGAGGAGCAAAGUAAAAUCCAGCGAGAGAAAAGGGGGAUAGUAACAAGGGUGGAAAAACAGCAUGAAGUAAAAUACAAGAGACAGAAAGAGAGGUUGAGAGGGAGUGAGAGAGCUAGGAAAGGAGAGAGGGAGAGUAAGGGAGAGAGAGCGAGAGAGAGAUAGAGAGUGAGAGAGUGAGAGAGAGAGAGAGAGAGAGAGGCAGAGCUCCUUAACUGUAGUGAUUCCCAGACUGGCUGGCAGUAAGCUCUGUGCUCUGAUCUGCCCGCUCUGAUGGGGUUUCAUGCUUGUGCAGGCAGCGUUGGGGAUCCUGAGGGCAACACGGGUCUCUGCUGCUGAUCUCGGCCUCUCUGAUUCCAACAUAUUGACCAUAUAUGCCUACACAGGACAGCUAAUCUCAACCUACUGACGGCUAAUGGAUCAUCAACCAAUAACAGUCACUAGAAUCCAAAAAGGGAGCUAAAAGAAGACCGAAUGCAAGCGGCCCAAGGACGACUGGCAGAUAUGAGAGUGGUACUGGUGUGUGCCCUCCUCUCCCUCCUCUCUUUGUCACAUGCCUGUCCGAAGGAGUGUAGCUGCAACGGCAACACCAAAGUAGUAGACUGCCGGGGUCGAGGCCUGUAUGACAUCCCCAAACGACUGCAUCCGGAAACUCAAGAACUGUAUCUCCAAGAUAACCGUAUCAGGGGGCUGGGAUCUAUGGCUUUCAGAGAAAUACCUCUAGUCCGGAUUCUCGAUCUAUCUAAUAACUCUAUAACCACUGUUUCGCCGACUGCGCUGCUGGGACUCAGAGCUCUACAGCGCCUCAGCUUGGCCUACAACAGCCUGAGAGAGCUUGACAAGCGGUUGCUUGGGCCCAUCCGCACACUUUCACACCUUGACCUUUCACACAACAGCCUGUGGGGUUUGCCUGGAGCCUUGGGGGAAAGUUUGAGGAACCUUAGCCACCUAGGGCUAUCGCACAACAAGCUAACAAGAUUGGACCGCUCACUUUUGGAGGUCCUGACCCACCUGGACAGCCUCACACUACGAAACAACCCCUGGAGGUGUGACUGCCAGCUCAUAGGCCUCAAACUAUGGCUGGAAACCUUCAUCUAUAAAGGUGGAGUGGUGGACGAGGUGAUAUGCACACAGCCAGAGGAAAUGAAGAACACAGACCUGCAGAAGGUCCCUUACCAGCUCUUCCACAUCUGCAUGACCUCAAGCUACCAUUACCUGUUUGCUAACAUACACCACCUGGAGAAUGAGAGGCUACUGCGAGGGCACACCCAUGGUAACCAUGCUCAUCCCUCUAGCCAUGCUAUCCAUGUACCCAUGGCAAUGGGGGAGGGUUUUGGAGGAGGCGGAGGAGGAGGAGGAUCAGGUUUGCCAGAGUGUGAACCUAAGCAAAGGCACCGGCCUGUCAACUUGCGCCAUGCAAUUGUCACAGUGAUCAUCACCGGAGUAGUUUGUGGGAUUGUGUUUCUGAUGAUGCUGGCUGCAGCAGUGUACGGCUGCGCCUACGCUGCUAUCAUGGCCAAAUAUCAGCGGGAGCUUAAGAAGAACGAGGAGCUGGCAGCAGCGAAGGGGGCAGAUCAUGCCAAAGCAGAUGAGAAGGAACUACUGGAGAAUGCUAUCGCCUAGGAGAUGAUAUCUCGAACCCUGGACAUAAACCUGAGCCUCGACCCUUUAACCUAAUCCUCUCUGUGGAUGCUGUGUGUGUGUGUGUGUGUGUCUGUGUGUGAGUGUGUGUGUUGGUGCAUGUGUGAGAGAAAAGAAGAGAGUAAGAUUAUUUGUGUGUG